This is a messenger RNA of Otolemur garnettii (small-eared galago), 1386 nucleotides long. RefSeq names its product galactokinase 1 (gene GALK1). The transcript has 8 exons. Gene Ontology annotation, molecular function: ATP binding; galactokinase activity. The record is from RefSeq and is a predicted model, not a curated record. Gene Ontology annotation, cellular component: cytosol; cytoplasm. NCBI's taxonomy places the organism in Eukaryota, Metazoa, Chordata, Mammalia, Primates, Galagidae. Gene Ontology annotation, biological process: galactose metabolic process; carbohydrate phosphorylation. Bases 98 to 1276 code for a protein of 392 amino acids.
GGCGGGAAUGUACGCACCCUAGAGCACUGCCCCUCCCCGAGCAUCCCGCGCCCUCCGGGCAGAGCCUAGUGGCCAAGCCGGACUGCAAACGACCGUCAUGGCUGCUUCGAGACAGUCCCAGGUUGAGGAACUGCUGGCCGAGGCCCGGCGAGCCUUCCGGGAAGAAUUCGGGGCCGAGCCCGAGCUGGCCGUGUCGGCCCCGGGCCGGGUCAACCUCAUCGGAGAGCACACGGACUACAACCAGGGCCUGGUGCUGCCCAUGGCACUGGAGCUGGUGACAGUGCUUGUGGGCAGUCCCCGAGCAGAUGGGCUUGUCUCUCUUCUUACCACCUCUGAGGAUGCUGAUGAGCCCCAGCGGCUGCAGUUUCCACUGCCCACUGCCCAGCGCUCCCUGGAACCUGGGACCCCUCGAUGGGCCAACUAUGUCAAGGGAGUGAUUCAGCACUACCCAGCUGCCCCCCUCCCCGGCUUCAGUGCUGUGGUGGUCAGCUCAGUGCCCCUGGGGGGUGGGCUGUCCAGCUCAGCAUCUCUGGAAGUGGCCACUUAUACGUUCCUCCAGCAGCUCUGUCCAGACUCAGGGGCGAUAGCUGCCCGGGCCCAGGUGUGUCAGUUGGCUGAGCACAGCUUUGCAGGAGUGCCCUGUGGCAUCAUGGACCAGCUCAUCGCCCUCCUAGGGCAGAAAGGCCAUGCACUGCUGAUUGACUGCAGGUCCCUGGAGACAAGCCUGGUGCCACUCUCAGACCCCAGGCUGGCUGUGCUUAUCACCAACUCCAAUGUCCGCCACUCCCUGGGCUCCAGUGAGUACCCUCUGCGGCGGCGCCAAUGUGAAGAAGUGGCCCAGGCGUUGGGCAAGGAGAGCCUUCGGGAUGUGCAGAUGGAGGAGCUGGAGGCUGGCAAAGAGCUGGUGAGCAAAGAGGGCUUCCGGAGGGCCCGGCAUGUCGUGAGUGAGAUCCAGCGCACGGUCCAGGGAGCAGCUGCCCUGAGCCGUGGCGACUACAGAGCCUUUGGCCGCCUUAUGGUGGAGAGUCACCACUCACUCAGGGAUGACUACGAAGUGAGCUGUCCUGAGCUGGACCACCUGGUAGAGGCUGCACUCUCUGUGCCUGGGGUUUAUGGAAGCCGCAUGACAGGUGGUGGCUUUGGUGGCUGCACAGUGACACUGCUGGAGGCCUCCUCCGCGCCCCGUGCCAUGCAGCACAUACAGGAACAGUACAAGGGUACCGCCACCUUCUACCUCUCUCAAGCGGCUGAUGGCGCCAAGGUGCUGCACCUGUGAGGAGGAGCCCCAGCACGUCAUGCGGUGGGCACAGGGCCUGGCCAGUCACACGCUUCUGCACCUGGUGCCUACCUAACAUAUCUAGGUGCUCAAUAAACCUGUGUCUCUGA